Pleuronectes platessa (European plaice) is the source of this 3924-nucleotide messenger RNA. RefSeq names its product TATA-box binding protein associated factor, RNA polymerase I subunit C (gene taf1c). The record is from RefSeq and is a predicted model, not a curated record. The coding region runs from base 327 to 3464 and encodes 1045 amino acids. Gene Ontology annotation, cellular component: fibrillar center. The transcript is spliced from 14 exons. Gene Ontology annotation, molecular function: RNA polymerase I core promoter sequence-specific DNA binding; protein binding. NCBI's taxonomy places the organism in Eukaryota, Metazoa, Chordata, Actinopteri, Pleuronectiformes, Pleuronectidae. Gene Ontology annotation, biological process: transcription by RNA polymerase I.
UGUGCGUGCUCUCCCGCUUGACUCUGGCUUCCUGAUGGCGUCUCUGCACGUGUUCGUGGAUUCACUGAGGAUUUGUGUUGUUUUCUCGUCCCUUGUGUGUUGUUGAGUGUCGCCGCGCGUCAGUUGCUGUGGUCCGUCUGUAGUCGCAGCUUCCGAGUCCGUGUCACGAUGAUCGGAGGAAGAACUGAUGGUUUAGUUAGUGCUAGCUAACAGCGGAGCUAACGUUAGCCUAGCCGCCGAACAACAUGUCCAGACGUGUUUCCAGACACUGACAGCGACACGUGCACCACUAGUUAACCUGCUCGUUACUUUAACUAACCAGCACCAUGGACCAGCGGUUCCCCCCGCAGCUGUUCCCCUCGUUUUACAACAGCGGACCUCCGGACAGUCUCCCGGAGCACUGCGCUGGAAACUGGGGAUGCUACGACCGAGUGAGAGCUGAGGGCGGCUCUGGUCCUGUCUCCAACUGGACCUUCACACCGGGACACCAGGUCAGAGGGGAAACGUGGCGUCACACCGAGCCGGUACCGGUUCCCCUCCUGCCUCCGAAAAGAACGUUCGUGUCGCAUUCAAAGCCUCCAGAUCCGCAGGACUUCAGAGAACACAUGCAGAACUUCUUCAUGGAUCACUCUCAGGACGCCUUCGGGUGCAUGGGGGAGAUUCUGAGUGAAAACUUCAACUUUCAAAACAGAAAGACAGAGAAUCUGAGCAGUCGUUUGCAGAGCAAUCAGAACUCUGUGAACAUGUGGAUGGUGAAGAACGUCCUCGGCUCGCUGGACUUUAAAGUAUGUCACCGGACGUACCGCUCCCGGUCGCUGAACGGGCUCGGAGCGCUGCUGUCGGACGCGGUGCAUUCGGUUCCUCCGGAGCUGUUGGGUUCUCUGCUGUACGAGGAGCUGACGGAGCAGAGAGAACGUAUGUUGUUCUCCGAAGGGGCCACAGGUGGCGCUCUGGCCUUCAUCCCCUUCUCUGAGGGGAGCAGCUCCCAGCGCGGCUGCCUCCUCUACCCAGGAAACCAGGGCCAGAACCAGCUCAACUUCCACAAUGUGGAGCUGCAGCACCACAGAGGAGGUUCCUCUGUUCUGACGCCCAGCGUGGACGACCCGGUCAGGUUCCAUCUGAAAGGUCCGAUCAGGCAGAUCAGCUCCGCCUCGCUCUUCAACAACUGUUGUGUUGCCGUGCGGUCCGAUCACCUGUGUGGAGUUUGGAGGUUCAGCGAAGGAACCGAUCCUCGUCUGCUUCAGGUCGUCAGCACCACAGAGGUCGCGACCUGCGUCAGCGCCAGUCCUCAUGUUUUAGGUGAAGUCCUGGUGGCGAGUGAGAGCGGAGUAGUGAACCUCUGGGCUGUUGGCAAAGGGAUGCUGAAGGUGCGGGAGGAGGAAACCAACCUCUACUUCAAUGCCAAGUCCUCGUGGAGAUGGUGCGAGUUCUCCGCCCACCCCCGGGUGAUGCUGUACGCAGACAGGACGGGGGUGGAGCUCACAGACAUCAGGUCGAGUCCCGCCAGAGGCCACACCCUGUUUCGCAUCAGCAGCACCUCAGCGUGUCGGAGCGGAGAGAGACUCAUCCUGUCCAGAUAUCUGGGAGACGCCCACUCCUUCCACCACCUCAUCACCACUCAGUUCUCGGCCUACGUCGUGGACGAGCGCUUCCCCAGCGUGCCCAUGCUCAAGUGGGAUCACAUGAUGGAGUCCGCGCCCUUGUUCUGUCACGUCCUCCCUGGCUCCGCCUCCUCCGGUUCGGUAGUGGGCGGGGAUAGAACCACCAAGGUGGUGCUGGGCUCCUACAGUUCCCAGGAAAUCACCAUGCUGCAGUACUCAGGCGGUCGAGUCGAGGCCUGUUUCAGUCGAGGUCCUCCUCAGGCUCUGCACAGACCCAGAGAGAGUCUGAAGCUCCUCCCCGUCCAGAUCCCUCACCGCCUGGACACCGCCACCAACCGACUGUCCUCGCCUGCUGCAGGUCUGACUUGUGUCCAGAAGAAAGGAGCAGAGGAGUGUGUCUGUGUGGUUCAGCUCACAGAGGCCGGAGAUCUCUUCUACCAGAUCCUGGAGCCGGAUCGUCCAGACGCUGAGACGUCUCGACCUCCGGCGGCAGAGACGCUGCCUCCAGAGAGAGAAGCAGCAGAACAUCUCUCACAGGAUUCUCAGCUUGUUGUGACGGACACGUCGAGUGAUGGGGAGAUGAUCGGACCCACCCAGGCUGCGCCGAGGUUCGUGGCUGAGACACCGGAGAGGGAGCAGCUGUCUGACUCGGAGGAUUCCCAGCGGGGACAGACCAGUCGAUGGGUGAGGCAGCUGGGGCUCAACGUGAUUGUUAACGAUGAUCCUGAGCCGCAUCCCGGGGGCGAGUUGGACGGAGCAGGGACAGACGCAGCUGAAGCCGGUAAAGAGCCCAGCGGUGCGGAGGAGCCGCUCUGCAGCUCCACAAGCUCGAUUCCCGUGGUUCCGCCUGAGGAGACGCCUGACGUGAAGCUCAGCAAAGACGUUCUCGCCACAUGGAAACGCUGGCUCCAGAAACUGAUGAAGAAGAGCUGUGGAAAGAGGCCCCACCCACAUCUGCUACAUUUCACAAACAGUACUGAGCGUCUCCUCCACCUGCCCGUGGAGGGGGGGGCGGGGGAUCCUUCAGAGGAGGAGCGUGUGCAGAGCCUGAGGAGGGAUCUGAGAGUCUGCAUGUCCAAGCGCUCGCUGCUGCUUCACGACACCGUGUCCCUCGCCGCUCCGGACGCCGUGCCGCUGCCCAACGUGGUGGACACCGGGGCCUGGAAGGAUGAGCUCAGCCAGCGCCUCACGCUCUCGUGGCAGGGCGAGGACGCGUGGCGGGCGUGGUGGGAGGACAAGCUGGGGCUCAACAAGGAGGAGAAGGUGAAGGCUCUGAGGAGGAAGAGGAGGAGGGAGAAGGCGGUGAAGCGAGCCUCCAGCCAGCGCCUGGAGCUGUCGGGGAGCUUCUGCUCCUCCGUCAGCUACCAGGACCUGGGGGGCUUCUCCGACUCAUGUGGCUGGUCCUCUGCAGCGAGCCAGGGGGCGGGGUCAGACAGCGAAGGGAUGAUGUCACAGUCCCAGUCUGAGCUGCCGGGAGCCAGGUCCCCCUCCACCAUGAUAUGUGAAACCCCAGUUCCCACGCCAGCCACCACACCUGCGAGAGGCAGACCAGUUGACCAGCGGACUCCCAGCAGCUCCUGCCUCCGCUCCCUGUCGCAGAAACCAGAGGUCACGUCGGCCAGUCUGAAGAGGAGCAGGCGUCCAUCAGGGGACGACCUCUUCACUCCACAGGUGAGAACCGUCCUGAAGGAGGAGAGCGGCCUGCCGUCCCCUCGGAGGACGCCGCGGGCGGAUCUGUCCAGGGAGGACUUUCACUGGUCGGGUUUCUCCCAGUCGCUGUCCCAGGGCUCCCAGGCUCGACCGGGGCUGUCCCAGUCAUCGCAGGCCUCUCAGAAGAAGAAGAAGUCACGAAUGGGAUUCUGAUGGAUUUGGAUUUUCCUUUUGAAAUGAAAAAGACGGUUUCUGGGGGUUUUGGCUUUGUUUUGGAUCUACACUGGUUUUUAUUCUGGAUUAACUCUGGAUCCCUGAAGAAGACCUGAGGCUGAAGGAGGCUGAGUUUGAGGAGUGAGUGGAAUUUAUUUGAUUUGAUUUGUGCUCAUGGCUUUUGUUUGCUUGGGUGAUUGUGUGUUUGUACGCAUGUGUGUGUGUGUGUGAGAGAUCAUUUUUUCCUCGAUUCAACAGCAGAACUUAUUGAUUUCACAUCAUUUCUUAAUUCUCUGACUCACAAACCUGAAACAGCUCCUGCUUGUGCUCUGGUCUUUUGUUGCUUGGACAGAUUUAUUUCGCUCCAGCUUCAGCUCUUGUUCUGUUAUUAUUAUAUUGAAAUACUCAUUAAACUGUAUGUAAUUUUUUAAUUAUUAGAAAAACUCUACACAACAUUAUC